This is a messenger RNA of Heteronotia binoei (common prickly gecko), 3219 nucleotides long. RefSeq names its product membrane integral NOTCH2 associated receptor 1 (gene MINAR1). Gene Ontology annotation, cellular component: plasma membrane. The transcript has 3 exons. The coding region runs from base 48 to 2786 and encodes 912 amino acids. The record is from RefSeq and is a predicted model, not a curated record. Gene Ontology annotation, biological process: negative regulation of TOR signaling; negative regulation of cell population proliferation. NCBI's taxonomy places the organism in Eukaryota, Metazoa, Chordata, Lepidosauria, Squamata, Gekkonidae.
UGAGCAAGACAUUCUGGAUGAACUACAAAAAUUAAUGUUCAUCAGCCAUGGAGAUCAAUCAAGACUCUUCACUGUUCCUGGUAAAUAUCUUAGAGGAACUUGAUACCAAACAAAACACAGUUUCCUAUCAGGAUCUCUGCAAAUCAUUGUGUGCAAGGUUUGAUUUGUCCCAGCUGGCCAAACUAAGGAGCGUGCUGUUCUACACUGCCUGCCUGGAUCCUAAUUUCCCAGCCACUUUGUUCAAAGACAAAAUGAGAUGCACAGUAAACAACCAGCAAUCAAAAAAGAUCAUGAUUGCAGCAGACAUUGUGACAAUAUUCAACCUCAUCCAGAUGAACGGGGGUGUGGCCAAGGAAAAACUGCCUGUGACCCAAGAGAAGGUGAGGAAGAAUGAAUCAGUAGAAACCUGCCGAUCUGACUCAGAAGUCUGUAAUGUUGUGGACUGUGUGCCUAACUGUGAAUUGAGAGACAGAGAAUUUAGCAGAGAAUACUCAGGCAGGAGGUCUUCCAAAUGUAGGAAAGGGGAUUGCAAAGACUGCCCACAGUUUAUACCCACAUCAGAACCUAAUUUUUUGCUUGAGGUCAAUAAGGAAAUGAAAGGCCGAGCAGCAUCCCUGGAUAGAUUGCAAGCCCUAGCAUCAUAUAAUAUCACCAGCUCUACCCCCUGUGAAAUGCAGAGCACAUAUUUCCCCAUGAAAAUUGAGACAGAGUCUAUCUCAGACCAGGACUCAUUGCCUACCAGUGCAAGUUUCAAGGAAACAUUCAUUUCAAAUGAUGAACCCUUUGUGAUGCAGUCAUGCAUGCAGAAAAGAAACAUAUUCAAGGAAGACUUCCACAACCUCUUAACUAUUUCUCCAAAUGUGGUAUCACCCACAAGCAAAACAGAAGAUGAACUUCUAGAACCUCUAAGCAGGAAGGAGACUUCCAAGCAGGCAUUCUUCAAUCAUAGUUUUGAAAUGCCAUAUAGUAGCCAAUAUUUGAACCCAGUUUAUUCCCCUAUACCAGACAAAAGACGAGUCAAACAUGAAAGUUUAGACGACCUCCAAGCAUCUACUUAUUUUGGCCCAACAACGAUCCUUGGAUCACAAGAUACUAAAAGGUGGUUAGGAAAACCAAACAAACAAACCCCAUGGCCAGCAAAGAGCUGGAGUCUGAAUACCGAAGAAGUACCUGAUUUUGAAAGAUCCUUUUUGAACAGGAAACCAUCAGAAGAGAAACCCCGAUACCAAGGUUCAAACAGCAAGCCUUCUAGUUUUGCAACUACUGAGAGACACCAACCUUAUCUCAGCCCAAAGGAUCAACAGCCAAUUUUGCCAUCCAACUAUGCUGUGAAACCAAAUGGACAUAAAUCCAAAGACAUCCCCUCCAUUUUAGAGAUGGAGCAACAUGAACCUGUCAAAAAAUUUAAAGACAAAAGCAUUAACUGCACUUCUGUCCAGCUUCUCAGCAGUGACAAAACCAGCAGUGUUGGAACACAGACAGACCAACAUGGGUUGGAGCACAAAAGAUGUAACUCAAAUCAGAAUAAAUAUGGCAAGAGACAUUCUCUCAAGCAAUCAGAUGAUGACUCUGAAAUUGUGAGUGAUGACAUCAGCGACAUCUUCAGGUUUCUGGAUGACAUGAGUGUCUGCGGGUCUUCUGGAGUGAUGCAUUCCUCUUGCUACAACAGCACUGGCUCACUCUCACAGAUACACAAAUCUGACUGUGAAAGCUCCCCUGAACACCACUUAGCAAAAAUUUCCAGUGAGAAUUCCAGUAACAAGUUGAACAAGGUGUCUCAGUUGCCGAUUGGCAGUACCGCAGAUGAUGAACUUAAAACCAGUGUCUGCAAGCUAGUGCUGAGGAUUGGGGAAAUAGAAAAGAAACUGGAAUCUCUCUCAAGCGUCAGGGAUGAAAUUUCACAAGUUUUGGGGAAGCUGAAUAAGCUGGAUCAAAAGAUCCAACAGCCAGAGAAAGUCAGUGUUCAGCUUGAUCUUAGUUCUCUGACGAGUGAAGUCCAGUCAGAGAAAAGUACCUCCCCAAGGAUUUUUUCAUGUCAUAAUUCCUCACGUGGGGGUAAAUUGGACAACAAUCCAGAUUGGUGCUGCUCAGAUGCUAGCGGCAGUAAUAGCGAAAGCCUUCGCGUCAAAGCCUUAAAAAAAAACUUUAUUAGGAGGUCCUCUAGAUCACUUACAGAGGAAAACAGUGCUACCGAAUCCAAGAUAGCAAGUAUUUCUAACUCUCCUAGAGACUGGCGGGCUAUCACUUAUACUAACCAAGCUGGGAUCACAGAGGAAGAGAUGAAAGACCAAGGUGGGAGUGAAAACAAGGACUGGCACCGAAAAUCCAAAGAGGCAGACCGGCAGUAUGAGGUCCCACAGCCACAUAGGCAUGCCAAACAGUCCAAAGACACAUUCUUGAUUGAGCAGGUCUUCAGCCCCCAUCCUUACCCCACAUCACUGAAGUUGCACAUGAAGAACAACCCCCUCUACACGGACAUGCGGCUGACUGAACUGGCUGAAGUGAAAAGAGCACAACCAUCAUGGACCAUUGAGGAAUAUACCAGAAAUACAGGCGAGAAAGGGAAACUUACAGCUUUGGAUCUGCAAACUCAAGAAUCUUUAAAUCCCAACAAUCUGGAAUACUGGAUGGAGGACAUCUAUACACCGGGCUACGAUUCAUUAUUGAAACGUAAAGAAGCUGAAUUUAGAAGAGCGAAAGCUUGCAAAAUAGCGGCAUUGAUUGCAGCUGCUACUUGUACUGUUAUCCUAGUCAUUGUUGUUCCUAUAUGUACUAUGAAAUCAUGAAUUUCAAGAAUGGAUGAAGGCAUCCCAAACCUGUAUAAAAUAUUACUUCAGAUAUCCCUUCAGUAUUUUAACCUCUUUGUAGCAAAGUAGUAACAGUUGGCUGGGAAGGAUGUGAUGAGAGAUCCCACAUGUAAAAAACUUUUUUUCUGUUUUUUUUUUUUAAGAGUGUUCUUUGAAAAUAGCAAAACAGCCAACAGACUUAUCAGUAGCUUGGUUUCAUUUUGGUACCAAUUGAUCAUUUUCCUUUUCAUCCUUUUAAGAGGAGAUAUUUUACCAAAUUGGAAAUCAAUUAAGAAAUUAACUCCCGUACUCUAUUCCAGCAGAAAUUUUAUACUGAAAUUGAACAGCAGCUGAGUAACUGGCCUGUACAAGAUACACAGCAAGAAGCAAUGUUAUCUUUCUCCAAAAUGUGAAAAACCUUGAAUGUAUUGUA